Molecule: messenger RNA, 2787 nt
Organism: Pseudogymnoascus verrucosus
Lineage: Eukaryota; Fungi; Ascomycota; Leotiomycetes; Thelebolales; Thelebolaceae
Exons: 2
Coding region: 203-2734 (843 amino acids)
Biological process (GO): vesicle-mediated transport
Cellular component (GO): intracellular membrane-bounded organelle; Mon1-Ccz1 complex
Source: RefSeq, a predicted model, not a curated record
CCUGUUAUUGUACUUUGGCACAGCUGGCGAUACUCUCAUCUUGACUUCAUCACCAUGGAACAAUACUAAGUCCCAUUCGGGCAGAGGCUUAAAUACAUUGUUAAUCUUGGAUACAGCAUGGGGAAAUGCGAUCCUUAUACACCGGUGUUGAUUUCUCCGUGUCCUUUUGUGCCCUUCCGUGUUACAACCAGAUGAGCGUGCAAUGUCUCAUGCCUCUAGCCACGUUCGUGGAAAAGCUGUACCGGCUCAACUGAAGUUUCUCGCAAUAUAUAACCCCUCUCUGGGCCGAACCGAUGAGACGCGACUUAAUCAGAUCGUUUAUUACUACGACGGGACAGGAAAACCAACGCGAAAGACAGGGAAAGAUACCCUCGGGGGGUCGAAAGAAGAGGAAAAUGAGCGGCUGCGACAUAUUGGCUUUGCCCAAGGCAUGGUCGAAUUUGGAAGGGCAUUUUCCCAAGGCGGGUCUGUUGAUGCGAUAGAAACCGAGAAAUCGAAGAUCAUAUUACAUGAGCUGGAGGUGGGAUGGUGGAUUUUGGCUUCAAUAGAUUUGACUCGCCUUCCUAAGGCAUCCAAGCCCACAGGCCCGAAAGAUAAAACAACGGACGAUGGAAAUAUCGAAUACUCCUCACGAGAUGUCAAGCCGCCUGUUCUGCUACUUCAAGAUUUGCUACGGGCUCAUGCUCUAUUUCUCCUGCAUCAUGCAUCGUCAAUAGGCGAUUUAUUUGCUACAACCGCAAAGCCCAAGUUUACCUCCAUACUAGGACGAUACUGGGACCAGUUUCUGUCGACAUGGAAUGUCAUGCUGCAUGGCAAUCCAGCCGUGGCUGUUUACAGCGGUAUAAAAAUUGCAGGUUCCGGUGAACUUGGCAUGGGAGUUGGAGAGGAAGAUAGGGGAAGUGGUGAGCGCGAAGUACUGGAGGGAUUUGUUGGGAGAAUUGAUGGACUUGUCGACUUAGUCGUUUCGCGCUUUGGUGCAGACUCGGCCGAUUCGGAUAUAUCGAAAGCCUCAAAUCAAAACAAAGCUCAGUCACAAUUAGGACCUAGUGAGCCAUGGUUAGGAACUGGAUUGGAACCUGGGCCAAAUGAUGGUGCAAUUUUCCUUGGGGUUGGGGCAUUGUCGAGAAACUCACUCAGGGAUGUGACGCACUGGAUGGAAGACGUUUACAGUUGGGGUCCACGUGCCUACGGCGUCAAAGGCAACUCAACACGGACUCGACGCGCACACAGAAAUGGGCGACUAUCAAGCAAAACUCCGGACAGUAACUCUGCGCGCGGCCAUCCAUCAAAAGCCAGGAAAACGGAUUCUCGUUCAUCAGCGAUGUCUACAAUUCCACCUAUGCCAAAUGACGAUGGACAGAAUGGUGAUCUUCCAACAAAGCAAGCGUCGGUUCCCAUACUUGAUGAAACGGUAAAUAAAACUAGCCUGGAAGUAUUGGACCCCCAACCCGCCGUUGAAACGGAACCCAGAGAGAACCGGAGCAACUCAAGUUCCAUUCGAAGCCCAAGUACGUCUAGUGCCCAAAGCACCAAAGGCGGAACACUUGUGGACUAUCUAAAACUGGGAUAUGGGACACAUUGGUCACUCGGCGGAGGUACGCCCACGCCACGAGAUGCCAGCACGCCAAAUGGUACGGGACCAGGAACUUCUGCUCCUAGUGGGGAGGUAACUUCUGCAGGCAGAGAUAGCCAUACCGAGAGCGGCCCUGCCGAUGAUUCUACAGGCCAUUAUUUGGUUGGACUUAUUGGUGAUGUGGAUGCUGAUGACCCUGAAAAUUCGGGCUCUGACAAGGUGGGAGCUGAUACAACCAAUCCAAGGAUUUCGCUGCGAACGAUAAAUGCUGAGCUAGACCCAGUGCACUAUACCGUAUCAGAUGAAAAUGGAGGGACAAAUAAUGGCAACCCAUCACGUCCAAAUGCAUCCAGCGAAGAAGCACUUGAUACCCAAAACAGAGUCAGAAAAGACCUGCAAGUAGUUGUUUAUGCCAACAAACCUUUCCUCUUCACCCUUUUCUUUGAAGUUGGGACCGCCUCGCUCGCCGAUUCGAGCGUUUACCGAUCUCUGCAUUACCAGCUGGCGCCCUUGCAACGGCCACUGUUGACAUCAACGCGCCGCAAGCUCCCUCGUCCAAAACUAAGCUCAAUAUCAGGAGGAGAUGUGAAAACUCCAAUUUAUGACCUUAUGUGGGACCCAAAGAAACUUACAAUCUGCUCCACGAUCCCGGAUAUUCCAUCCCAUUCACCCACGUCGAGCAAUCUUCCUGUAUGGUCUCGGCUCGAGUCACUGAAUACCCACAUGCAAAUCCUCAAUACGUUUGCAUCAACGCGGAAUGAAGGUUCUGAGAUUGAGCAGACAUGCAAGACUAGUCGCGGAUACUGGGUUGUCUGGAGUAGAAUUCCAGAUCCAGAAGCAACACAGAAGCAAAGGAAGUCUGAGGGGUCUAUCACUCCUGUUGAGGGUGAUACAACUCCAGCGGCUUCACCAUCGCCAGGCAGUGGACAUAGCCCUGGUGGAGGAUCAGAUACAAAUAAGACCCUGGCUCAAGCAAGCCAUGUUCUCGACAAAGCCAGUGUAGCUGGAGACAAAGAGAUAUUCCUUGUCAGGAAGUCGAGUGACCCGACAUCGACGAACGCAUUUGCGAAAGAGAAUGCGAAUUCGCCAGCUAAAUUAGCUCAAGGGAUUGGAGUUGAUACAAAGAGAUAUAUCGAAGGGUUAUUGGAUAUGUAUAGGUGAAUUUUAUUUUAAAUAGAAAAAUUCACGAAAUAUUAUUUGUCAUAUGAUAUGCG